Miscanthus lutarioriparius is the source of this 528-nucleotide messenger RNA. NCBI's taxonomy places the organism in Eukaryota, Viridiplantae, Streptophyta, Magnoliopsida, Poales, Poaceae. The record is from the annotation of a GenBank genome assembly.
AUGGAAAGCGCAUACUUUUCCGUUUUGACCGAGCAGCAUUCGCCUUCAAGUUUCUGCCAUUUAAAGUUCCAUACCCAGUGCCAUUUAGACUUCUUGGAGAUGAAGCUAAGGGUUGGCUUGACACAACAUACUUAUCCCACACUGGGAUCAUACGUAUUUCAAGGGGAAACAAGGAGUCCUGAAAGUGCUUUGCCUUUCUAUGGUUGCAGCCUGAAGGUGAAAGUUGGUAAUCUGUUGCAUCUGCUGGUCUCUAAGGACUUCCAGAUUAUAAAAGAAGACGGGAAAUUAAAGAAUUCAGCUAGCCCCUUCCCAGGUCUCACCCUCAAUGCAACAGGCAACAUAGGCAAAAAAGGGAGUGGCAACACCUUUACCGUGUCCAUGAAAGGAGCUGUUCAAGUUGGUGGUUUGCAGUUUCCCUUGGAUGCUCAAGGAGAAUUUGUCAUGGAAAUAUUGUAUAUCGACAACAAGAUAAGGAUAUCCAGGCUUAACCAGCACAUGCUUGUCCAUUUACGCAUUACAAAUACAUGA